GAGGAGAAGUCCAAGGCUGCUCAGGUGAAGGCAACCCCCAAGAAGACCAAAGGGUCUUCAGACGAGUCGUCCGAGAGCUCAUCGGAGGACGAGGCCCCCGCGAAGGCUACUCCUGUAAAACCCACCCCCGCGAAAGCCGCCCCCGCGAAAAAGGCCGAGUCGAGUGACAACAGCGACUCCGACAGUUCUUCAGAAGACGAAGGGGCUCCCCCACCGAAAAAGGCCCCUGCGGCAAAGGCUGCGAAGAAGGCAGAGUCUGCGUCCGACUCGGACUCGGACUCUGAAGAGGAUUCCGAUGAGGAAGAUGCUGAUGGCGACGUGAAGAUGGGCGAUGCUACUGCCGCCCCGGCCAAGGGUGAGUGCAAGCGCAAAGCCGAGGACGACUCCGCCGCACCCGCGAAAAAGGCCAAGGUGGCCAACGGCAAUGCGGCCGAGUCCACUGACGAAAUCAAGACGGUUUUCGUCGGUCGGCUCUCCUGGAACGUCGACAACGAGUGGCUCGCGUCCGAGUUCGCUGAGUGCGGCGAGAUCGUCUCCGCCCGCGUCCAGAUGGACCGUAACACCAGCCGCUCGCGCGGCUUCGGCUACGUCGAGUUCACCACCGCGGAUGCCGUCGAGGCCGCGCUCAAGCUCUCGGGCAAGGAGAUCGACGGCCGGCCGAUCAACGUCGACAAGUCCGAGCAGAAGGACAAGUCCACUGUGCGCGAGAGCCGCGCGCAGAAGUACGGCGACACCCCCAGCGAGCCCUCUGCCGUCCUCUUCGUCGGCAACCUCUCCUGGGACACGACCGAGGACGCCGUCUGGGAGACUUUCGGCGAGUACGGCGACGUCAAGAGCGUCCGGCUCCCCACGGACCGCGAGACCGGUAAGCCGAAGGGCUUCGGCUACGUCGAGUUCACGGACAUCGAGGCCUCGAAGAAGGCGUACGAGGGCCUUGCGGGCACCGAGAUCGGCGGCCGUGCCAUUCGUCUGGACUACUCGCAGCCGAGAGACGAUAACGCUGGUGGCCGGGGCGGCUUUGGUGGCCGUGGCGGGCGAGGUGGCUUCGGCGACCGCGGCGGGCGAGGCGGCUUCGGCGACCGCGGCGGUCGCGGCGGGGGUCGUGGUCGUGGAUUUGGUGACCGUGGAGGACGCGGUGGUCGGGGUGGCCGUGGGGGCGGCCGUGGUGGUAGUGCUCGCACAGGUGCCAUCGGGGAACCACAGGGCAAGAAGAUGACCUUCGACUAA
Epithele typhae is the source of this 1227-nucleotide messenger RNA. RefSeq lists its product as uncharacterized. The record is from RefSeq and is a predicted model, not a curated record. The transcript has 4 exons. Gene Ontology annotation, molecular function: RNA binding. Lineage: Eukaryota; Fungi; Basidiomycota; Agaricomycetes; Polyporales; Epitheliaceae. The annotation marks the transcript as partial.